Mus musculus (house mouse) is the source of this 3313-nucleotide messenger RNA. RefSeq names its product RIKEN cDNA 4930563E22 gene. The record is from RefSeq and is marked validated. The transcript has a single exon. Bases 194 to 583 code for a protein of 129 amino acids. NCBI's taxonomy places the organism in Eukaryota, Metazoa, Chordata, Mammalia, Rodentia, Muridae.
ACCUAUCUGUGCAGACCCGGCCGGCUGCGCGCGCAGAUAUCGAGCGGGGCGUGCCGGAGGACUUCUCAUUUUUUAGGUCUCAGAGUCCUGCUACCUACCCCGACGUAAUACACCACCCUGACGUCACCUUUCCCUGUGUGACGUGACGCAGAGCAUGAUCCUUGGGCCUCUUUGUCCCACCUGACCAAGGUGUAUGGGCAGGAUGGCCUCGCCCCUUAGGAGCAAGUCCUCCGCCCCGCGAGUGGAAAGCACCCGCCACAAGGAGACAUCGACUGUCCGCGUGGAGACGUCGUCCCACCGCGAGGAAACGUCAUCCCACCGCGUGGAGACGUCCUCCCGGCAGGUUCGAACGUCUUCCCGGCAGGUGGAGACCUCCCAGCGCCACCGAGAGGGGCCCUCCCUCACCCCCUCCACGAAGCGACUCCCUCAGUUCCUUGAGGUGUCCUCCCAGCACGUGGAAACCUCCUCGCAGUGCACGGAAACGUCCUCCCGCCACGUCAGGGCGUCGUCAUCCCUGAGGGUGGAGACUACUGUGCACCGUGUUGAGAGCCCAGCCAGGCAGAGUGCCAGAAUGGCUCGAUGAAGUGCCAAAGGUCCUUAGCCAGGACUGAAGAGUUGCCAGCCAGCCAUCUUCCAGGAGAACCGAGCAUCUUUGGUUUCAUGGAAAGAACCCAUAAAUCAGUGUAAGAAACAGGCUGUGGUUUCUGGGGGCUGUUAACAUGUAUUGACAUUGCAGCACCUUAGACCAUCCUGUUGUUGACCCCAGUGUGCUAUUAACUUGAAGCCAGCACAGAAGGUUUCAGACUGGUAGUGCAGUAUAAACCUGGCUGAUGGACAAUGAGAUUCUUUGAGUCUCUACACCAGGUAAGUUUUAUAGUCUUAGGUCACUCUAGGAUGUGUUGACGACUUGAAAUUUGCAAAGAGGGGCCAAACUUGUCAUGAUUCUUGACCGCUGGCCUGAUCAUAUACCUGCUUGAAACCUACAGGGCAAGGUAUCAUCUUUCAUACAUUAUUAAUUGGCCUUUAUUAAUACUUAUAUUUCAUUAUACAUUUUCUCAUGUUGUCAUACAUAGUAUUCCACCCACACUUAAAAAAUUAAAUCAGGGGGUAUAGGAAAAAACAGGACAAUUAAUAAACAAUCAAUAAAACCAUUAAUAAUCUUGGAAGGGAAAGUAAAGAAGAAGCCAUGACACUUGGCCUGAGGCGUGAGAUUGACAGGAUGGUAACUGAGUAUUACUGCAUGCUAGGUAGUAGUUAGAGCAUGGCAGCUAGAGCAGUGGAAAAGACUAGGAUCUUCCUCUAAUGAAGAGACAUGCAACAAAGGGGAAAGUAAGACAACAUGCUGUUGUAUUCCCGCGAAGGAAAGGCUGUCUGUCUUGUGGUAGAGAGUAGGGAACUCUUUAGAGAAUAUGGUCAGGGAAAGCCUUGCUGAUUACAUUUGGUCCGAGAUUUGUGUGAGUGGACAGUGAGCCAUAUCAGGAUCUAGAGGGAAGUGCAUUCUAGACAGAAGGGAAAGUCUACAUUUUUUUUAAAAAUCAAAGAUGUUUAUGUAAGAGAAAGAUCAGUUAGUAUAUGAGAGCGUGGUAUAAGGAAGAAAACAAAAAGGAGGAAGAUGCCACUUCAUAUAGAGUCUUGGAAAUCUUCUGGGAUUACAGUAAAGAGCUUGAAUUUUAUUCUGAGAUCAUCAAAAGAAUUUAGUGCAAGGGAGCAAAGUGCGUAUUGCAGUUUACAGUUUAGAACUACCUCUCCAUCGAAGUUGCAUUGGUAACCGAGUUGGGAAUGAUUUUGUCUCCAGAAGUGUGUGUGUUUGGGGCAGCGUGGAAGGUGCUCCUGCUUGCCUCAAGUGCCUAGUAGCCAGGGAUGCUGCUAACAUCUUAUGGUGCCCAGGUCAACACCCUGUCCCUCCUCCAACAAAGAAUCGCUGUGCUGAGAAAGGCAAGUCAUUGGUGAAGUUGAGAAACAUUGAGGUUUCUAGCAACUUUGCUAGAGGGUGGUGCACUAAGCAAACCCCUGACUUCUGCAUAGCAGAAUUGCGGAAAAGCCUGAAAGACAGUCAUGGAAGUGUGUUCAGAGCAUCUUCCGGUGAGGAACAAAAGCAAGCGUUCUCAGAGGAAGAGGAUGUGUUGCUCUGUAAGGAACCCUCUCUCUAGCCUGCUUUAAUAAUGCAUGUGCUACUUGCCACUAGAACAGAAGGCUGCAGAUGCUGAUUCUGCAGGACUCCUCAUGAGUCAGAGCACUUACUACUUCCAGGCACUAAUUUAGUCCCAGGGAGUGUACUGGACUGUCCCCGCAGAAUGGGGGCGCAGGUCAGAAGAAAUGUCAUAACUGCUAAAGAUGUUGAUGUUAUAACUACCAUCACUACCCCAAGGCUACCUGAAUGCCUGUCUGCCUCACAGAACUGCUAGUAUCAAAGAAUUAGCUAAUAGCAAAGAAUUGUCAGUUUUUUCCAGUUUACUAAUUCUUUUUAAUAUGGCCAACUGUGCCUUAAAUAAACAGAUAAAAAAACAAACAAAGCAGUUGCUUCUCUUUGUGUUCCUCAUUAUCUUCUUGUUGCAAAAGUGGUAUGUGUCUAAUGUAACAAAAUAAAUCAACAUAACAGUUAAUACGAUAUUAUAUUUCCUGUCCAUUACUAGCCUGGAAAUAAUGUCAGAGAUGUGUUUGUCUGUCCAGACCUUUCUCCAUUAGUGACUGCUUCUGUUUCCUCUUUUAGUAGUAUUUGGAAGACUGGCUGAAUGUGACUCUGGGAAAGCCAGGCGCCUGCUUCUGGAUCGUUGAUGCUUCAGGAAGGGCGUGGGAAGGAUCCUGGUAGAUUCCCUGUGGUCCUGGUCUUAUUUUUAUCUAGGAUUCUUCCUCCAUAUUUCACUUAUUCAUGUUCCAAGAGAGAGAGAGAGAGAGAGAGAGAGAGAGAGAGAGAGAGAGAAUGAAUGUAAUGAAACACCUUUGCCAUAAAUCUAUAUUAUACAUUCCACAGCUUCAAAAUGACAGUGUACAUCAAUGAAGGUAAUUGUUGAUGUACCCAUUGUACUUUGUAAAUGUGUGUGUUACUGUUAGCCAUGCUGUGUGUCUUCCUCAUCGUUCUCUGUAGGAAAUAGAGCUGCUGUACCUGGCAUGUGUUACACAGUGUUAAAGACAGCAUGUGCAACAAUAAUAAAUGAAGAGUAAUAUUCUCCAUUUGCAGUCGAGAAAGCCUUUAAUGGCACAGUCUAAUAAUUGGAUUUAUUGUGCUGGGUAAUAGUUGUGUCUUGCCUUCAGCUGUGUCAGCCAGGUUAGUUUAAAAAAAAAAAACUAAAUAAAUGUAAGUUCUUGUAAAGAA